Histoplasma capsulatum G186AR is the source of this 1631-nucleotide messenger RNA. RefSeq lists its product as uncharacterized. Bases 1 to 1497 code for a protein of 498 amino acids. Gene Ontology annotation, biological process: ubiquitin-dependent protein catabolic process. Gene Ontology annotation, cellular component: COP9 signalosome. The record is from RefSeq and is a predicted model, not a curated record. NCBI's taxonomy places the organism in Eukaryota, Fungi, Ascomycota, Eurotiomycetes, Onygenales, Ajellomycetaceae. The transcript is spliced from 5 exons.
AUGGCAGAAAUACUUUCGCGUUUGCUCUCCUUCCCACCCGCGACGCCAACACUGUCCAAAACAUCCGACGUAGAGUACGAUAAACAGAUAUGCGUUUUAUAUUCGGAUCUGAAGCGUAUACCUGCGCUUAAAUUAGUUGCAGACAUUCCUGGGAGAGGCAGUUUGUUGGAGCUGCUGGACCCGAGCACCCAAACACUGGCCUACCUUUUUGUCCUACUAUCCCAUUACCAAGUUUCGCAGGAAAAGACCAAAGAAUCAUUACCAGCCAAAUGGCUGCCAGGGGGUGAAAUCUGGCGGAAAUCAGUAGCAUUAUUAGAUGUCUUCGACCCUAUUCAAGUCAGAUAUGCGGGCCAGGAAUGGAGGAGUCUUGUUGAUAUGGUAGCAAAAUCGGCCGAAGUCGCAUCACGACCUUUACUAGCUCUACGUCCUUUAAAACAAGCUAUACUUCGCCUAGAUCCAUCAUCUUCUACCUUCACAUCUCUCCAUACAACUUUCGUACGGCUGUGCCUUCAAUCAAGGUCUUAUCUAAAUGCUUUGGAUAUUCUCGACAAGCCUAUUUACCAUUUCCCAACAGCCUCUGAUAAACAAUUUAUUAAAAGGUCACAACUUCUUCCGUGUCAGCAGCACGAAUCGAGCAUGUCCUUUAUCACCACCGCAUCCGGGUUACCAGGGAAAAUAAACCACAGAUCUUAUUUAGAGUACUUUCUCUAUGGCGCCAUGGUUUACAUAGGGCUGAGGAAAUGGGACGCCGCUACCCAUUUUCUCGAGGUGGUGAUUUCUGCGCCAACAACAAACUCAGUGAGCAUUAUCAUGGUAGAAGCUUACAAAAAGUGGGUUUUACUGGGCCUUGUGGAAAUGGGAAAGCCUUUGUCUAUGCCAAAAACAGUGACACCCUUCACAGCGAAAGCAUAUAGAUCACUAGCGAAACCUUACGACGCCCUCGCUGAUAUCUUUAAAUCGGGAAAUUUGUCAAGGUUGCAAGCAGAAAUCACGGCUGGUGAGCGCAUUUGGCUCAAUGAUAAUAACAUGGGUUUGGUUUCACAAGUAUUAGCUGCAUAUCAGCGAUUUUCUAUCGUGAAACUCGAAAAGACUUUCGCCGCAUUGUCAAUACCCGAUAUAACUUCAUACCUGAGGCCCGGCGUCCCAAUGACUGACACCUUCGUAGCAGGCUUGAUUACUGCAGGACAGUUACGGGCGUGUUUGAUGCACACUUCCGAGUCUUCGACCCCCGCGGUGCUUCGUUUUACAUCUUCGACAUCGGUAUUGGGUCAUCAAUCAGAAGUCGAAUUCAGUGCUGAUAUAAUAACACAAAAGAACCGGCUGGAAACGCUUCUGAGGAACGUACAUGGAACUGAUGUCAAAUUGGAGUUAGGCCGUGAGUAUAUAGAAAGCUUGCGGAAAGCACCGAGAGGUUCUGAUAUCGACAGUAAAGAUAAAGCAAUGGCAUGGAUCUCCAACGGCGCAAUCGAUGAAGAUUUGAUGGGGGAUUUCGAAUAGAAAUAAUUUACAUUCACAAUGCUUCGAUAGUGGAAGAUUUUGUGCCUACUUGUAUGGACGAAUGAUCGAAUUACGGUAGUGUGCUGCUCCAGCUGAGAGUUUAGAUGCAUAAGCAAGAUCAGUACCGAUCUUCG